Messenger RNA from Chiloscyllium plagiosum (whitespotted bambooshark), 1233 nucleotides. The record is from RefSeq and is a predicted model, not a curated record. NCBI's taxonomy places the organism in Eukaryota, Metazoa, Chordata, Chondrichthyes, Orectolobiformes, Hemiscylliidae.
UGGGGUAGAGGGAGCCCUCCGUUUGGGGUAUGUCGGGGUAGAGGGAGCCCUCCGUUUGGGGUAUAUCGGUGUAGAGGGAGCCCUCCAUUUGGGGUGUAUCGGGGUAGAGGGAGCCCUCCGUUUGGGGUGUAUCGGGGUAGAGGGAGCCCUCCGUUCGGCCCCCUCCCGCCCACCCCUGUGUUUGGUGCCUUGCAGCUGGAGGAGAUGCAGUGGGGCGGAGGGGGUAGAGGGAUCCCGACGUCGGUGUGCAGUUUGCCGUGCCAGGCUGGUGAGAGGAAGAAGAUGGUGAAGGGGGUGCCGUGCUGCUGGCACUGUGAGCUCUGUGACGGUUACCGCUACCAGAUCAGCGAGUCCGAGUGCGCCUCGUGCCCCCUGGACAUGAGGCCUGGACGCAACCGCACCGGCUGCGUCCCCACCCCCGUGGCCAAGCUGGAGUGGCACUCCGCCUGGGCGGCGGUGCCCGUGGCUCUGGCCGGGGUGGGCGUCCUGUCAACCGGCGCCACCGCCCUGGUGUUUGCCCGCCACCAGCACACCCCCAUCGUCCGCGCCUCCGGCCGGGAGCUGAGCGGCGUGCUGCUCUGCGGGAUCUUCCUGAGCCACGCCACCGCCUUCCUGAUGGUGGCGGAGCCGGGCGCCGCCGUCUGCGCCCUGCGGCGCCUCCUGCUGGGCCUGGGCACUGCCAUCACCUACUCGGCGCUGCUGACCAAGACCAACCGCAUCUACCGCAUCUUCGAGCGGGGCAAGCGCUCGGUGACGCCGCCCCGGUUCAUCAGCCCGGCCUCCCAGUUGGUCAUCACCGCGGCGCUGGUCUCCGUGCAGCUCCUGGGGGUCUCGGUCUGGCUGGGGGUUCGGCCACCGCACGCCACCGUGGAUUACGAGGAGCAGCGCCCACCAGAGCCGGAGCUGGCCCGAGGGCUCCUCAAGUGCGAUAUGUCGGAGCUCUCCAUCCUCGGUUGCCUCGGCUACAGCCUGCUCCUGAUGGUCACCUGCACCGUCUACGCCAUCAAGAGCCGCGGCGUCCCCGAGACCUUCAACGAGGCCAAGCCCAUCGGCUUCACCAUGUACACCACCUGCAUCAUCUGGCUCGCCUUCGUCCCCAUCUUCUUUGGCACAGCCGGCUCCGCGGAGAAGGUAACGCGCCAGGCAACGGGAGACGGGGCACGGUCUCGCUGCGCAAUCCCUUCACCGUCCACCGGCUCACCGUCCACCGGCUCACCGUACACACCCCUCACC